AUGAAGGCCUCCAUCAAAUUCCGCGACGAGCAGAAGCCAUUGCUGCGAGCUAAGGUCCCACUCAACGUCCUCAACCUCCCUUUUCAGGCGGGGGUCGUAGCCGGCGACUCCAAGGAGCUCUCCCUGAACCUCGGCACCUUUCUCGAUUCCGGGCCGUCGCUUCGAUUCUCGUACCGCCCAAAUGAUUCCAAAAACCCUUUCGGAUUCGUCUUCAAGACCGGCGUCGGGAAAUUCGGGUCGCCGGCGAACAGCCCCGUGACGAUGAGCGCCGAGUUCAACCUCGUCGGCGGCCGGAACCCUAGUUUCUUCAUCCACUUCAAACCCAAUGUUGGAGACUUCUCUCUGAAAAAAUCCCACUCCUCCGACCUCGUCAGGUGCCUCGGGGAGAAGCCGAACGGCGGCGGCGGAGAUGAGGGUUUCGCGAGGUUCUUGCCGGCGACGGCCGAGUCGAAGGCGGCGGCGGGGAUGGUGGUGGGCGGGCUGCUGAAGGGGGCGGAGGUGGGCGCGAGGACCCGCAUGCCCCUGCGGGAUCUGGCCGUGGUGAAUUUCCGGUGGGGGCUUAGGGUUCCGCCGGCGGCGGCGGAUGAGAUGGACGCGGUGGUUGUGGGGAGGAAGGGCGGCAGCGAGUGGCCGGGCGGCGGGGUUAGAAUGCCGCUGCUGGUGAUGAACAAGAUUGGAAUCGAACAUGUGGCGAGAUCCAAGGAGUCUAAGGCGGGGCCAGAAAAGCUGCUGGCCGAGGCGUGUUUGGAUGUGAAGAAGCAGCUGGAGGGGAUUCAGGCUGAGAAUGGGCUGUUGGGCAAGGCUCUGAGUGAAUUGAGGUCGGAUAUGGCUGCUGGGAAAAUGGAGUUCUUGCCGGAGAGUCGCCGGGGUAGGUAUUCCGGUGGUGGGGCUGACCGGAGGGUCACUGGGGAUAAGAAAUCCUUGGAAGUGAAAGGCUUUGGUGGUGAAGACGGGUCAAAGGGUUUGUGA
Molecule: messenger RNA, 969 nt
Organism: Striga asiatica
Lineage: Eukaryota; Viridiplantae; Streptophyta; Magnoliopsida; Lamiales; Orobanchaceae
Source: the annotation of a GenBank genome assembly